This is a messenger RNA of Patella vulgata (common limpet), 3416 nucleotides long. Its product is annotated as neuronal calcium sensor 1. The transcript is spliced from 7 exons. NCBI's taxonomy places the organism in Eukaryota, Metazoa, Mollusca, Gastropoda, Patellidae. The record is from RefSeq and is a predicted model, not a curated record. The coding region runs from base 115 to 687 and encodes 190 amino acids. Gene Ontology annotation, molecular function: calcium ion binding.
GCUUCGCGCGUGUUCAAUGUAGAUCAUUUGUUGAUGCCAUGGCGGAGGAUACCAACGUAUGGAACUAUAAAAUAGUUGCUAAAUCGUUAAUGGCAACAUUUAAUUAAACGGAUUAUGGGGAAAAGAUCCAGCAAAUUAACCAACUCGGAAUUGAACGAUCUAAAUGCCUGCACCAAAUUUGAAAAGAAAGAACUACAACAGUGGUACAGAGAUUUUAUGAAAGAUUGUCCCAGUGGGGUUUUAAAAAAGGAGGAAUUCCAAAAUAUAUAUCAACAAUUUUUUCCACAUGGCAAUCCGAGUAAAUUUGCUGGAUUUGUUUUUAAUGUGUUCGACUAUAACAAGGAUGGUUUGAUAACAUUUACAGAAUUUAUACGUGCAUUAUCUAUCACAUCUCGUGGUAGUCUAGAUGAGAAAUUAGACUGGGCGUUCACUCUAUAUGAUUUAGAUAAUGAUGGUUAUAUUACUAAAGAUGAAAUGAUAGAUAUAGUAGAUGCUAUUUAUUCUAUGGUAGGUAAUCUAUUAGAUCUACCAAAAGAUGAAGAUACGCCAGAAAAACGGGUGAACAAAAUAUUCGACCAAAUGGACUUGAAUCAUGAUGGUAAACUGAGUAAAGAAGAAUUUCGUGAAGGUUCAAAGUGUGAUCCAUGGAUUGUUCAAGCUUUAUCAAUGGAACUUCCUCAUAGAUGAUGGUCUGAACUUCACGAUUCUUAUAAUAUACAUCAAUACCUGUAUUUUUACAUCAUCGUAUAACCUCCUACACCCGAUCUUCCUAACAAAUUAUUGUAUAAAUUCAAUUUGUUUAUGUUAAAUGCCUUUUAAAAAUAUAUAUAUGUGGGACCAUUGUAGUCUGUUUAACAGAAAUAAAACAUUUUUAUAUGCCCACAUUGAAAGGUGGUCGUGUAUUGUCUUCGCCCCCGUCUGUCCGGCGGUCCAACGUCCACAAUUGCUUGUGGAUGCUCUAGAGGCUAAAGUUAAUAUAAGAUUGACUUUAAAUUUAUACACAGUGUUUAAGGUCAUGAGAUGAAGUAGCCUAUUGAUUUUCAACGAUUUUUGAUAAUUACUGCCAGAGUUGUGGCCCUUGAUCACUUCAAAAAAUCUUGUAGACGCUCUAGAGGCUAAAGAUAAUAUCCGAUUGACUUUAAAUUUAUAAAAAGUGUUUAAGGUCAGGAGACGAACAAAUAUAUUCAUUUUCAAUGAAUUUUGAUAACUUGAACAGCUAAAUCCAUGACAUUAAAUGUUUCGUAUACUAAACGUUAGUAUGGGGCCGAACUUUAUAAAAAACUAAACAAAUUCUAAUGAUUUUCUGAUAAUUUCUUAAUGAGUUGUUACUCUUAAUCAGAUUUUAUUGUAUUAUAAAUGUUUCAUUACCGACAAAAGUAAAAAUAUGCGAUAACUCUUGUUGACUGCCCUGACGAUUUUGCUGCUGUGGGCGUAUGUUUCGUUGCCUGACAACCUAUCUUUACUUAUAUAUAUGGGACCAUUGUAGCGUCUAUAACAUAAAAAAAAAACAUUUUUUCUAAUAUAUCAGCUCAUGUUAAAGACGAUACAUUUGUGGCUUACAAUCCAAGAUUUUAGUGCUUCAGAUUAAAAUUGCUUAAUUAUAAAAGACUGGUGCAACUAAAUCAAAAUUUCUGGAUUAUGCGCUUACUCAUUGACUGUAUGUUGAUGUAUAUAUUGUUGUCGUCUCUGCUUAUGGUCAAUUUCUUGUGAACAAUCUACAGGUUAGAGAUCUUGACUGGCUGGGAUUGUUCAUGUGGUUUAAAGGGACUAUCCCGAUUUGAAACAGACUCUCAGAAAUUUAAGCGCCAAAAUAUAGAGGAAUGGUGUAUUUACCUUGUCUAAAGAUAUCAGCUCAAAAUAUUGAGUCGUUUGGACGUGAACGUCAAAACCUCUUAUCUGGACACGUAAACCUCUUUAAGAUUUCGGGUCCAUUUUUUUCGUUGGGUGACCUGAUAAUCUAUUGCCGUUCCUUUAGAGGUCUAUACAGUGCAUGGUCCAUGUGCUGUACCUGAUAACGAAAGGUAAAUUUCACCUACACAUUAUUUUUAUAAAAUAAAAGUCUGGUUUUAUCUAGACACCGUAUAAUACAGCUUGGGACACCCAGCUUGGAGACUGAUGGGUUUAAGUAGUUUGAAAACGUAUCAUGUAUAUUGCUUGGCCCUAAGGUAGAGGAUAUUAAGGGCUUUAACACAAAAUUAAGAAGUGUUAUUCUCCAAAAUUUAAUUGAGAUUGGCCCUUUAAGGAAGCACCAUAUUGAAAUUCUGAAUUUUUCAAUUGCAAAUCACAAGGCUAUUUCCGUUUAUGUUCAAACAUAAAUUUCCAAUGCAUUUUGCAGAAUUAUCCUUGCAUGAAGAACCACUGAAUUUCAAAAUUUAUGGAUGUUAAAUUUCUAAAAGAGUUGUCUUUCAUUUUAUUUUUAUAUUUUUAAAGCUUGGGACAACCGGUCGUUAUUUUAUAUUCAUGAUGUCUGUUUAUCAAUCUAUAAUUUAUAUCGUAUAUCAUGCCAAUUAUUUUAAAUAAAAACUUUUCUGCUGAUAGAGUAUUAGUGGGAAAAUUGUAUUGGUCUAGGAACGUACCAGUACCAGUAGUAGUUUCUCGGCCCCAAAAAUUAAUGUUCAACUGCAAGACAACUUCAUCACCUUUCUUGAACUUUCCACAAGAAAUCUGCAAUCCUUUAUCGAUACCUUAUUACUGAUACGGCACUCUUAUAAUUUAUCAUCAUUCUAUGUACAAGCACCUGUAUUAAUUACCAAUUCAAUUUCACUUCUGUUCCUACUUAUAAAACUAAAGUCUUAUUUUUUUUUACAAAUUUAUGUGCAAUUUUAACAUGUUUUUAAUUAUGUGCAAUUUUAACAUGUUUUUAAUUAUGUGCAAUGUUAUUUGAAUAACAAUUUAAACAUGGUUUUAAUUAUGUGCAAUGUUAUUUGAAUAACAAUUUUAACAUGUUUUUAGCAACGUGCAAUUUUAUUUGAAUAACAAUUUUAACAUGUAACGUGCAAUGUUAUUUGAAUAACAAUUUUAACAUGGUUUUAAUUAAGUGCAAUGUUAUUUGAAUAACAAUUUUAACAUGUUUUUAAUUGGGUGUAAUGUUAUUUGAAUAACAAUUUUAACCUGUUUUAGCAACGUGCAAUGUUAUUUAAAUAACAAUUUUUAACAUGUUUUUGAUUUUAUAUUUUUUAUUAAGCAUGCGCUUUGUUAUUCUGUUAUAGUAAAAUCUGAUUAAAACACAGGUCCUAUUUCGUUUCAAUUUUUAUAGUUCAAAAUUUCGUUUUACUUGUCUUUACUACACUAGGAUCUGGAAGAGUUGUUAUAUAAAGUGUGUUCUGGAUGAUGUGAGGGAUUAGCCAAUGAAACGGUCUGUUACGGCGAGUUCUUGGCAUGUGAUGUACAGAACUGUGGGUAUUCUACUAGAAACA